CCGAGCCAAUGGGCUAAACACAACAUUUCUUGUGAGCGUUUGCAGCCCUUCACACGGAGCUCUUUGGGUUCGGGAUGAAGCAACCAGCAAAGAAGAGAGUGAUUCCUACAACCAGGCCCAGUCCGCUAUUUUGGCACCUCGCAGUUCUCACCCGACGCAUCCGCCCUGGAAUUUUCCCUUCUUUGUUUUCGUCGUUUCUCUUUUUCUGUUUUGGUCAGAUUUUUCGUCAUUUCUCUGUCGCCGUAUGCUUCCAGCCGCGAGGAGCCGCCUGAGCUAGCAACCAAGAAUCGUCUAAGAUCCACCAGAAAUCGUUGACCAAUCCAAGCCUCCACUAAUCAACCAACCAGCCAGCCAAGGGGUCCAAUUGUCGAGAAAUCAAGGAACAGAUCCUCUGCUUCCAAGCUUCAGAAACUUGAAUCGUCAGUCACUUUAGCCAUUACUCUGAUUCCUACCUGACGGCUUUGCGCUCCCUCGCACCAUCUUCACUGAGACCUAUCCAAAUUCAGAAUUCUCCAUCUACCGGCUGCGAUUCUCGACACCGUUGCAUAUAGGUUUCAGAUCGAUUGUGAGUCGAUAGGAGAUGGUAAAGGAGACUGAAUACUACGAUGUGCUUGGGGUCAGUCCGACGGCCACCGAGGCCGAGAUCAAGAAAGCAUAUUACAUAAAGGCACGACAAGUUCAUCCAGAUAAAAACCCUAAUGAUCCUCAGGCGGCACAAAAUUUCCAGGCAAGUUUUCCCUCACCGAACUUUCAUGAUGUCUUGGGAGAAGCAUACCAAGUAUUGAGUGAUUCUACCCAGAGACAAGCUUAUGAUGCCUAUGGGAAGUCUGGAAUUUCAACUGAAGCGAUCAUUGAUCCUGCAGCAAUCUUCGCCAUGCUUUUUGGUAGUGAGCUUUUUGAGGAUUACAUAGGACAGCUUGCCAUGGCAUCUAUGGCGUCAAUGGACAUUUUCACAGAAGGGGAGCAAUUUGAUACAAAAAAGUUGCAAGAUAAAAUGAGGGUUGUUCAGAAGGAGAGAGAAGAAAGACUAGCAGAACUACUAAAAAAUCGACUCCACCAAUACAUUCAAGGAAAUAAAGAAGAGUUUGUUAAACAUGCCAAGUCUGAAGUAACUCGACUUUCCAAUGCAGCUUAUGGUGUUGACAUGUUGAACACGAUUGGCUACAUUUAUGCAAGACAAGCAGCCAAAGAGUUGGGUAAGAAGGCUAUAUACUUGGGUGUGCCGUUCGUUGCUGAAUGGUUCAGAAACAAAGGGCAUUUCAUCAAGUCCCAGGUGACUGCAGCAACAGGUGCCCUUGCCUUGAUCCAAUUGCAAGAGGACAUGAAAAAGCAGCUCAAUGCUGAAGGAAAUUAUACCGAGGAAGAGCUUGAAGUAUACAUGCAAACUCAUAAGAAGCUAAUGAUCGACUCCUUAUGGAAGCUUAAUGUAGCAGACAUUGAGGCUACUCUUUCCCAUGUUUGCCAGAUGGUUCUUCAAGAGAAUGGUGUCAGGAAAGAGGAGCUUCGUGCUCGAGCAAAGGGAUUGAAGACUCUUGGCAAAGUCUUUCAGAGAGUAACGUCGACCAAUGGAAGUGAGGGUGAAGCUGAUGUAGGCAGUGCCCUGCAUAAGUUGCACGGAAGUGAAUCAAGCUAUGAAGCAUUUUCUCCUGGCUCAUCCCCCAAGUCUGGAACAACUGAGGGAUCUUCUUACAGCUCAUUGUUCUCACAGAGCCCGUACGUGGAGUCUCCACAGGUUGCUGGUGGCCAGUUUAACUACGACUUCCCGAGGCCAACAGCACCACCUGGUGCAAAUCGAUAUUCUUCAGCUGGCGGCCAGGGCACCAGUCAUUGAACGUACCAAUGGUAUAUGCUUGCUAUCUGUCAAUAGUAUAUAUAGCUCAUAAAAGUUGCUGAUGCUAAUUUCCUGAACUGGCAUGCCUUUGUUUUAUCCAGCACUGCGAGGGUUUAGCGUGAACAGUGUUGUGCGUCCAUUUGAGAUCCCAGAAGCUCGAUGGCAAUAGUCUAGUUGUGUUUUUUUUGCUGGUAAUUUGUUUGGCAGUGCAUGUAUUAUUCUAUUUGUUUGAUUAGUGGAUGUAUUAAUUAAAUCGCUGCUGUAAUAUGGUUUUCAAGUUGUGAGCAAUGUUGUCUGAUUCGUUUUUCCAUGUGCCCUAGUUGGGUGGUGUUUUUUUGGCUUCUAGGAAGAAUGGUCAACAACAUACGUGUGGUUGAUAACAAACUAUAAGAGGACACUUUUUAAAUUGUCUGUAUAUAUAUUAUUAGCGGCAAUGGUUUGUAUUGCAGCUUCGAAAGGAUUGGUUGCGUAUGGCAUAUAUUGCCAUCAUGUUAAGUGAUAAUGUCGUAUAAAGGUUUGUAAGG
This is a messenger RNA of Linum tenue, 2355 nucleotides long. The record is from the annotation of a GenBank genome assembly. Lineage: Eukaryota; Viridiplantae; Streptophyta; Magnoliopsida; Malpighiales; Linaceae.